GGCGACCCUGAAGCUGGGAGCUGUCAUUCCGUCAGGAGGCGUCUAUGCACCAGCUGUGACAAGUCGGAAACUGUCGUUCAUCAAGCUAGCGAGGGGACGCCGGGAAGAAAAAUGCCUCUGCGGUCAAGUAUGAAGAUUGUUCAUUGGAUUUUCGGCGUGCUGCUGGGCCUGAUCCAGGCACCUUGUCUGCCCCUCGAAAACACAGCAAGAAGCCUCCAGCUCACCCCGAUCCAUCAGUCUCGCGUGGAUGCGCGAGUGUUGGCCGACAGGAGUACAAGGAUAGUGUACGAGAGGUACGUUCACGUGACCAGCGCCAACGUGAGUCUCGUGAAGUCUCCCCUAGAACUGGACGAGACUUUGCCGGUCCGACAUCGCUACGCUCGGUCCUUCGGCGACCAGACUCAGUCAGACGGCGUCCGCUCUAAGAGCAGGCUGCAGAAUUUACACGUCGUCAGCUGUCAGAUGGACGUGGCCUGUGACCCCGAUGACCCCGGGGGUCACUGCACAUGCCCAAAGGACCUGGAGACCUUCGGAGAGGCCAAGUGCAUCAUCCCCAAGGCCAGAAUCAGCCACAUAUCAAUGUCAAACUCGGGACCCGUGAAAAUCUUCUGCGUGGGAGUGACCUUGAACUCCGAGGAGUCGGACAUAAUCUACGACAUGCAGACGAGAUGUAAAUAUCUGGGCGGAAACAAUGUAAAAUACCGGGUUUACGUCACCAAAACUGUGGAGACCAGUGACACGAAUGAAGACAAAGUCAAAUAUCGAGCUUGUCUAGAACCUGUAGAAGAUCGCUGAUGUUGCUGUUUUUAUCGUGUUCUUCUCCACAUUGCACUCACUGAAAUGCAUCUGAGCACUUUAGGUAAGGUUAGAAACGUCGGGGGAAAAAAGCAACAGAAAACUAAGACUCUUUACGUGGUUAGAAACCGUCUGUAUCGUCUUGAA
This is a messenger RNA of Branchiostoma belcheri (Belcher's lancelet), 942 nucleotides long. RefSeq lists its product as uncharacterized. NCBI's taxonomy places the organism in Eukaryota, Metazoa, Chordata, Leptocardii, Amphioxiformes, Branchiostomatidae. Bases 112 to 795 code for a protein of 227 amino acids. The record is from RefSeq and is a predicted model, not a curated record. The transcript has 2 exons.